UGCUCUCCCCCGGCUCCCUCCCGACGCUCACCGGGCAGCGGAGUCGGUGCCCCGCUGGCUGAAGGAUCCCAUUCGCUGCCAGCCGGAGCCGAGCAGGAGGGAAGUGCAGAGCCCGGGGAAAAUGCCAGUCGAGACAAGUUCUUUCUCCAGAUGACUGACCUGCUCCUCUCGUUUUUAAUCCUGAAGCCAGAUUGUUUUAACUAAAGAUGGAAACACUGGAGUCGGAACUGACUUGUCCAAUUUGUUUAGAGUUGUUCGAAGACCCUCUUCUUCUGCCGUGUGCUCACAGCCUGUGCUUUAGCUGCGCCCACCGCAUUUUGGUCUCCAGCUGCUCCUCCGGUGAGAACCUUGAACCCAUCACUGCCUUCCAGUGCCCCACUUGCCGACAUGUCAUCUCCCUUAACCAUCGGGGCCUAGAAGGCCUUAAACGCAAUGUGACCUUGCAGAAUAUCAUUGACCGCUUCCAGAAGGCCUCUCUGAGUGGGCCCAGUUCCCCCAGUGAGAACUAUCGUGAGCGGCCCUAUCGCCACAGCCCGACCAUGUCGACAGUGGGAGACCGGAUAGCUUGCCAGUUCUGCGAGCAGGACCCUCCCCGCGACGCCGUCAAGACCUGCAUUACUUGCGAGGUGUCCUACUGUGACCGCUGUCUGCGGGCCACCCACCCCAACAAGAAGCCAUUCACCAGCCACCGGCUGGUGGAGCCUGUGCCGGACGCUCACUUCCGGGGGCUGACAUGCCUUGAGCACGAAAAUGAGAAGGUGAACAUGUACUGUGUGGCUGAUGACCAGCUCAUCUGUGCCUUAUGCAAACUGGUGGGGCGGCACCGGGAUCACCAAGUGGCGUCCCUGAGUGACCGGUUUGAGAAGCUCAAGCAAACUCUGGAGAUGAACCUCACCAACUUGGUUAAGCGCAAUAGUGAGCUAGAAAACCAGAUGGCCAAACUGAUACAGAUCUGCCAGCAGGUGGAGGUAAACACAGCCAUGCAUGAGGCCAAACUGAUGGAAGAGUGCGACGAGUUAAUGGAAAUCAUCCGUCAGCGCAAGCAAGUGAUUGCUGUCAAGAUCAAGGAGACGAAGGUGAUGAAGCUGAGGAAGCUGGCCCAGCAGGUAGCCAACUGCCGACAGUGCCUGGAGCGGUCGACGGUCCUCAUCAACCAAGCUGAGCAUAUCCUGAAAGAGAGCGACCACGCACGGUUCCUGCAAACAGCAAAGAAUGUGGCGGAAAGGGUUGCCAUGGCAACUGCAUCCUCUCAAGUUUUGAUACCUGAUAUCAAUUUUAACGAUGCCUUUGAAAACUUUGCUUUAGAUUUUUCCAGAGAGAAAAAAUUGCUGGAGGGGCUGGAUUAUCUAACAGCACCCAACCCACCCUCUGUCCGUGAAGAACUUUGCACUGCCUCCCAUGACACCAUCACUGUCCACUGGAUCUCAGAUGAUGAGUUCAGCGUCAGCUCGUAUGAGCUCCAGUAUACCAUCUUCACCGGCCAGGCCAACUUCAUCAGCCUCUACAAUUCUAUGGACAGCUGGAUGAUUGUCCCCAACAUCAAGCAGAACCAUUAUACUGUGCACGGGUUGCAGAGUGGCACGCGAUACAUCUUCCUCGUCAAGGCAAUCAAUCAGGCUGGCAGCCGGAAUAGUGAACCUGCACGACUCAAGACUAACAGCCAGCCCUUCAAGCUGGACCCAAAAAUGGCUCAUAAGAAGUUGAAGAUCUCCAAUGAUGGGCUCCAGAUGGAGAAAGAUGAAAGUUCCCUGAAAAAGAGUCACACCCCCGAGAGGUUCAGCGGAACAGGCUGCUAUGGGGUCGCGGGGAAUGUGUUCAUUGACAGUGGGUGCCAUUAUUGGGAGGUGACCCUGGGAACCUCCACCUGGUACGCCAUUGGCAUUGCCUACAAAUCAGCCCCUAAGAAUGAGUGGGUCGGCAAGAACUCCUCCUCUUGGGUUUUCUCCCGCUGCAACAACAGUUUUGUAGUGCGGCAUAACAACAAGGAGAUGCUGCUUGACGUUCACCCCCAGAUGAAGCGCCUGGGCGUUCUCCUGGACUAUGACAAUAAUGUGCUCUCCUUCUAUGAUCCUGCCAACUCUCUCCAUCUUCAUACAUUUGAGAUUGCUUUCAUCCUGCCUGUCUGCCCCACCUUUACCAUUUGGAACAAAUCAUUAAUGGUGGUCACAGGCCUUCCUGCCCCAGACUUUAUAGACUACCCGGAACAGCAGGAAUGCAACUGCCGACCCCAAGAGUCCCCAUAUGUAUCAGGAAUGAAAACCUGCCAUUGAGGAUCCAAGGAGACCCUUCUUUCCAGCCAAGAACUACUGUGCAACUAGAUGGGGAGGCAGGCUCAUCUGUGUUUGGAGGCCGUGGGCAGCCUGCUAGCUUCUCUCUUACUGAAAUUCCACCACUCAUGGUGCACCUUGUUCAAGGAGUGUGGGUGGUGUUUCAUGGACCAGAUUUUUAAAAUUUUAUUUUAUUUUUUUGAUAGCACUACUGAAUUAUCUCCAAUGGAGUUGGCAUGUCUUGUUUGUUCUUGACAAGAAGAAGGGUACCAUGGCAGGGUAUGGAGAUGGGUCAUGCCAUCUCAGCUGCAAGGGAAUCAAAAGUGCAACAAGAGUUUUGUUUUGUAUACAGGCAGAGCGUUCUUAGGGUCCCCAUCAGGUCUCUAACCUAUCAUUUUGGGAGAAUUGGAACCAAACAAAAUUGGAACCCAAGCCAUUGCUAGAAAGUACAGGUCUGGGUUCACCUAUUACCCCAUGACAAUUGUACAUGGGAGGAGGGGGCAGAAUGAAUUUAGCACUCUGCAGAUGUUCCUCCUGCACAUUAGCAGACACAUGGAAAAGGGACUUAGCCCUGUCCCAAACAUUUUCUCAUCAGCCUUAUCCCCCCGCUCAUGUACAUUCAAGCACAGUGGCUAUAAACAAGGAUUGGCCCAUAAACUGCUGAUUGCACAUCAGUUCCCCUUGGCAGAUGUUACACUGAACAUGCAGAGGCACGAGGAGAGCAUUUGGUGCUCUGUGAGUGCAACCCACUUUCUUCCAAUCCCAGUCUAAAUGAAUGGAGAUGAGAUCCAUGUAGACCUAUGAUAUGCACCCAGUGUGAAUAUGUUGGGAAAACUUGGCUAACUGAAGCUUUGCGCAUGCACUUUUACAUACAAGUGGGAGCCCGCUGCUGGUGGUGGCAGACUAACUUUUCUUCCUACCCAGAGAUACCUUCUGAGUAGGGAAUUUUGUAAGCAAGUGAAAAGUCCAAAGAGCCAUAAGGAAUGCAUUUUAUUCAGAAAUGAGUGACAUGGUUCUAGCCUAAAAGCUAUAAUAACUUCAGGAUGUUGGUUUUUGAGAUGCAACAGAUUCACUUCUUUGGCUCACAGCAUACUUUGCCUGGAACUUUACUAGGGGAAAAGGAGCCAGUAACACCCCCUGCAACCCAACCCAACCCAACCCAACCCAAGGCAGGAAACAUAAGAGGAAGCAUUUAGAUUUAGGACAGUCUCUGAACCAACAAUUUACUUUGUAAAGUUAGCGUUCCAGAUGGGUAGAAUCCAAAAGGAUUCCUCCACUUUAUUUGCUGGUGUCCUGAUUGUCCCAUUUUUUGGUGCAGAUCAUUUGAUCUGAGGUUGGUUAUCCCUCGUUUUUCUGGGACAAGGCAUCCUUGCUGCUUCCUCCUCUAGUAGUUCCCAUCUUAGAGGGACCAAGUCAGGUGGCUCCGUUAUGUCACCUGAUGGGGCAGACUAAACUUCAGCCUAUUUGUGUGUGUGUGUGGGGGGGGGAUUGCAAGGGUCCCAAAUGGAUGCACUAAACCUCCCAGAGGUGUAACACAUCUGUUUGGCCUUUAAUUUGACCCUACCCCCCCUAAAUUGCUAAACAUUGCACUGCCAAACAUAGGUCAUUUUAAUUGCUGAAUUUCUUGGCAUGGCUUGGGUACCUCAGAUCAAGCCUUGGGGGGGCAUGCAUCCCAUGGAAUGCCCACUUGUGAUAUAGGAAAAGAUGGGAACUGUAGUCCCCUAACUUUCCACCCCAGACUGGGGGAGGCUGUUUUAGAUUGCAGCCCAUUGUUGUGGCUUCCAGAAAAGUCAUACCAGAUCAUUCCGUGUCUGGGGACAGAGUGGCAUCAACUGCCAUAUGGAAGAAAGCUUGAAAUGGUUUCUUCUUUGCUCAGUAUGCUCAACAUUUGGGCAUUUUCUUCCUUGGGGGAAUGUGGCUUCUGUUGCUUUAGGGGUCAAAGAAAAACAUUGAGAGCAUGAUAUUAUUCAGGUUUGCAUUGUGUUUGCCCUCAGGUUCUGUCAUGCAAUGCAGGGAGAAUUUAAUUGAGAUGUUGGCAGGUCAAAUGUAAUGCCAUUGGAAGAUUUCAGUGGGAUGCCACUGUUACAAAGAAGUAGCCAUCAUGCCACAGUAUUUGGUGUUCUGUAGCUAUGGGCAGGUACCCUACAAGGUUUCCUCUACAGCAAUGACCAAGACUUUUACGAUUGCUGCUAAAGUUGUCACUCCUAAAGACGUAAGGUCAGUGGCACAAGGAUCAACUUCCUUCAAGUUGCGUGACGUGACUUGAAAUUGCUUUUUGUUUUAGAGAGAGGGUUUUUGGGUCGGCUCAGUCUGAAGAGGUGACCUGAAAUAAAUGGGAGGGUACCCCCACCACCAAUGUCCUUGUGCCCAAAUAUCAAAGUCCAAGAUCACUGUGAUGUGGUAGUAGUGUUCCUGUUUUAUUUCCUGCCAACUUGUGUACGCAUUAUUGCACAGAAUUCAAUAAUCUAUCAUAAACUUCUGAGAAUCUCAGCCAUCAUUUAAAAAGCAAACAAACAGUGUUUUAGAUCACUAGCCUUUCUUUAUGGUUCAACAGAGAUGUGGAAAUGUAGAAGCAAAAACAUCUCCAGAAGGCCCUGGAGUUAAGAGAUGGAAAAUAUGUGCCCUUCAUAAUUUUCCUUUCUCUGACGCAUACCUCUCGAUUGUGUUCUGUAUCUGUCAUAACCUCUUCUUAUCCCCAUAAUCUCCUCUUCUAUCUCUGCUCCUGAUAUCUCUCUCUCUCUCUCUCUCUCUCUCUCUCUCUCUCUCUCUCUCUCCCUCUCUCAUAUGAACCUGCCUCCCUUCCUCAUUUCUGCAAAAGUGCUCAGAUUCGACCAGUAGAGAUGCAAGAUGGGACAUUAUGCAAGAUGAAAAAUAUAACUACAAUGUAUUUUGAUGAUUUGCUCUAAUUUCAGAAUGCAGUUUCUUGAUGUUGAGUUGGGAGGAAUUAUAUUCCUACAGCAUGGAGAGACACUGAACAAGUUUCAUUGUUCUAUUUUCAUUGGUUUGUCAUAGAUGCCUUCUGUAGCAUUUAAUCCCUCCCUCCCUCCCUCCCUUCCUCUUGGCUACACAUGAGAACUACCUCAUUGCACACACUUCCAGAUGGAAAUAAAAACAGGGCUUAGUUUAUGGUUAGGGAUUGGUAACUUGAUGCUUUCUAGACAUGGUGGGCUACAGCGCCCAUAAAUCCUAAACACUGGGGAUUAUGGGAAUUGCAACCCAAGAUAUUGGAAGAGCCUCAAGCUGCCUUCUUCUGAUGGGGAAGAACUGCUGCCUUCUCUCCGUUCUCCACUCCUCAUCUAGAGAACUAAGCAGACCGCUUUGGGUUUUCCUGUUUCUUUAAAGGUGCUCUACCACAUUUGCAUGCUUGGCUGUUUUCUCCCCCAUCACCAGAGCUCAUGUUUUCUCCACAUAUUCUACAGGCCUAUCGUCAUCCAGGCAGCUGGGCCUGGAAGGACCUCAUGUAGUUCCUCCCAGUCCUAGAGAGGCAAAUGAGUUAAAAACUGCCCUUUUCUUUUUUAAUCUGUCUGGCCUGGCUUAUCUCAAGAUGCAAAUGUGUACAAAUGGAGGCCAAGCUGGAGUUUGGCCAUGGGUUAGAAUAUUUUUCACAAGUUUGAUGAGUCCAGCUUUGGAUGGUCUGCCAAGAAAAGAUGGGUGUUUGGGAGACAAUGGCAUGGAAAUGAAGUUUGUUUAGAGAGCCAUGGCGUAUUCUGCUAAAUUCUUAUGAGCUGA
Messenger RNA from Python bivittatus (Burmese python), 5996 nucleotides. RefSeq names its product midline 2 (gene MID2). Gene Ontology annotation, molecular function: microtubule binding; zinc ion binding. The record is from RefSeq and is a predicted model, not a curated record. Gene Ontology annotation, biological process: protein localization to microtubule. Lineage: Eukaryota; Metazoa; Chordata; Lepidosauria; Squamata; Pythonidae. Gene Ontology annotation, cellular component: microtubule.